Molecule: messenger RNA, 2640 nt
Organism: Scheffersomyces stipitis CBS 6054
Lineage: Eukaryota; Fungi; Ascomycota; Pichiomycetes; Serinales; Debaryomycetaceae
Exons: 2
Coding region: 1-2640 (879 amino acids)
Molecular function (GO): protein binding
Source: RefSeq, a predicted model, not a curated record
AUGGCUCAGAUUCACUUCUCAAGUGCAAUUUCCAAGGACUGGUUCAAUCCUUUAAGCAAGUUCAAAGGUACAGUUUUACCCCAGACGACAAAACAGGCCAGAAUAAUAGCGGAUAUUGACCAGAAAGACGAGUCAUCGGAUUUGUCAACUUUUGCGUCCCUGUUGAAUGAAAUAAAACACUAUAUGAGAUCUUCGGAAAUACCUCCAAAGCUCAGACUGAAGAUUCUCGUACUGAAGUUUACUAACUUCAUAGAAGAUGUAGAGGAAUGGACCCCUGAGCUUCUAGCCGAGUUUGAUAUUGCAUUCAUGGAUUUCUGGAGACUCUUACAGCGCAAUAAUAAAGAUUUGAACGAGUUUCCAUUGGACAGUAUAGUAGCUCUUUUCGAGAAGUCUUCUGAAGACAAAUCUCAAUCUACUAACCGUGUCAGGUUGCCUAGUUUCAUGUCUGUUGUGAUUUCAUACUUGUUAAACAAGAAUAGUAGUGAGAUCCCCCCACAUGUUCUCGUGUACUUAGUAGACCUUGGAUCUUCCAUCAAGGAUUUGCAUUUUGUACUCAACAGCUUGUUUGCCAACAAAACAGAAGAGUUGACUCCUCAGUUCACAAACGACUUGAUAGAGUACUACAUGAAGAAGAAAGUAGACAAUAGUAAAAAAGAAGUGAUGCUACUGCAGAUCUUUGAUAGUGUCAUAGCAGCAUUAGGUGCAUUCCCAAAAGCUACAAUUGUGGACUCUUCAUUCUUUGACAAGUACAUUAUAUUCGUGGAAAGUAUUUAUCAUGAUGCAGCCCCAGAAACCCACGAGUACGAAGUCUUACAUAGAAGCAUCGAUUACGUACAUUUCAGAAACAACCAGUUGCUCAGUAGUAUAGAUUUCAACGAUACUUCUGUGUAUGUCUUGUUAAGAUUGGCUAAACUUACAAACAGCCUUCUAGAGGCAAGUAAUGACGAAGAGGCUGAAAAACAUCUUCAAACAAUUCUAAAGACUUUACUGAAAGAUUCAAAUAAUACGACUUUCAAGCAGAUCAGAGACGAAGUAUUCAGGCAAAACAUUGAAGACGAAUCUUUAGUAGAAAUGUUGUUGUUUCACUCUUGGUCAAACAAAGACUACAAAAGAUUGUGCGACAUGCUUUCAAGUUUUGUUCUUUCUGAUGAUAUCAAGUUCAGCAAGGAGUUGCGAGUCCAGAUCGAGAUGUACCGAAUUAUGCAUCAAACUGACGUGCUCUCAGAAGGCGAAGUCCGUGAAAGACUCAAACGAACAUUGGAUAUGUAUAUUGAAGAUAACCAGGAUGCCAACUAUAGCGACUUGUUAACACGAAUAAUGCAAGCAUUGGCUUCAAGCGAUAUUCCUCCUGGAGGUCCACUUGCUACCAGAAUAACGAAGUAUUUCACAAGUCAUUUCAGGAUGGAUCCCUCUAUCUAUUCAUUCAAGCAUAGAAUAGAUAAAGCUAUCCGUUUAGGUGACCAUAUUCAAGCCAUGAACAUUUUUGACGACAGCCUUCAAAACUUCACCCAAUGGCACGCUUCAGCAGAUCCUGCGAUUUUCAAAACGCUCAAUGACUUGGUUGUGAUAAUAUGCACAAAUAUGGACGAUAUCCAAGCCAUAUUCCCAAUGUUUCAGAAAAUUAAGAGGCAAAUGCUCAGAAAGAGUAAUGCUGAAGCAGUUACUGCUUUGGCUAUUAAAAUGCUAAAGGCAGAGUAUAUCGGCGACUUGAUCGAAAUGUUGAAGAGGGAAUUACCAGAUAUCGACAAGGAUGCAUCUGUUAGACUUCCCAGCGACAAACCCUUUGGAUACAAGUAUCGAGCACUCUUUGAGGAGUUGCACAACUUUGUAGUUGAAUACGAAAACGAGCAAACCUUCGAAACAAAUUGGGUUCUUUACGGGGAACUCCACAAGUUCUUCAACUUGCCCUUUGAAUUCUAUAUGCCUACAAUAAAGUUCUUUUGCCAGCAUGAUAGACUCAAUGCUGCUCUUCUUAUUGUACGUCAAAUAAGAAAAAACAGUGAACUUUACGAUCAACCUCCGCCACUGAGGGAGAUGUUCAUGUAUCUCUUUAACGUUUUUGGAGAUAAGCUUUAUGAAGAAGGCGUCAAAGAAUUGCAUGGAUACUUCAAAUUGGAUAUUGGAAUAAUUCAACAGGAUAUAGGUUUGCAGAAUUCUAUCUUGAACGCAUAUUCAAACCUUCAAGAUGUUCCCAGGGCUAGGGAGUUAUUCCUUGCUAUUUCGUCCAACCCAAAGGUGUACGGAGGUAUCAACGAAGAAACGAUCCAGAUCAUUAUCAAAACAUACACCUACCAUGAUUUGGAGUAUGUAAGGAAGUUCUGGAAUAACUUAUCUCAAUUCGACAUUAUCCCAACCUAUGCCAUUUACAGACAAUACUUGAUAGCACAUGUGUAUCAUGGUUAUGCAGAGGAAGCAAUCCAAUUGAUAGGAGAAAUGGGGGACUAUGACUUGGAAGUAACUUCUGAUACUAUACUAGCUUUGCACAACUACUGUCUCGAAGAAAGAGGACAAAAGGUCAUAGCCAAAUGGGCAGAAGAGAAUCACACAGAUAUGUGGAAUGAGUUGAUCAACUCCAAUAUGCUUGUGGGGGCCACUAAUUACAUGCCCUCAAACAACCUUAUUGCUGAAAGCUCGGCAUGA